This is a messenger RNA of Mixia osmundae IAM 14324, 738 nucleotides long. RefSeq lists its product as uncharacterized. Lineage: Eukaryota; Fungi; Basidiomycota; Mixiomycetes; Mixiales; Mixiaceae. The transcript has 4 exons. Gene Ontology annotation, molecular function: transmembrane protein transporter activity. Gene Ontology annotation, cellular component: mitochondrial outer membrane; mitochondrial outer membrane translocase complex. The record is from RefSeq and is a predicted model, not a curated record. Gene Ontology annotation, biological process: tRNA import into mitochondrion; protein targeting; protein import into mitochondrial matrix. Bases 1 to 738 code for a protein of 245 amino acids.
AUGACGAGUACACAAGCAGCUAGCUUCAGCCGCUAUGUCGCCUAUGGCGCAGUGGCAGCACUCGUCGCAACGACGGGCUACUGUGUCUACUUUGAUCACAAGCGUCGCAACGAUCCUGUCUUUCGAAAACGUCUUGACAUAGCCGAGCGAAGGGUCGAAAAGGCAAAGCGGCUCGAUGCUCAACGAGCCAAGGACACCAACAGAGCCGCCCUGAGGAGAGCCGUCUCGCUCAUCGACAUGGACGAGCUCAAAGCGAACAUGCUCAGCGAGGAGUCCAUGGAACGCUUCUUCCUCGACCAGCUUACCCUAGCAGAGACGCUGAUUAGCCGAGGCGAGGAGUACUACGUCCCUGCCGUGCUAGCGUUCUACAAAGCCUUUAUCAGCUUCCCUCGGCCGCAGGAAUUGCUGACAGUCUACCGUCAGAUUCAGCCCACAGAAGUCUAUGAGAUGUUCAUGGAGGUCAUCGCGACACAGCUAGGCGGUGCUGGCGCUGCUUCUCGCUCAGCCCAGCCAAGAGGCAACGCCAUCCUAGAAGAGAUCGACCAAUCAGACCCACCUCCUCCAAGCGCACCCCAGGUCAACGGCCAGACCAGCUCACAGACAUCCAGUCCGAAGAGUGGAGGCUCCGGCACUUCUUACGUCCAGGUCGAACGACCGCAAGGCAGUAGCCCGGCUGCAGAUACUGCUCGCCCGCAACCGAGCGCAGAGUCCUCCGAUCCCCCCGAGUCUGCAAUCUGA